Eremothecium gossypii ATCC 10895 is the source of this 1938-nucleotide messenger RNA. RefSeq names its product stress-regulated transcription factor RPN4 (gene RPN4). The transcript has a single exon. The record is from RefSeq and is marked provisional. NCBI's taxonomy places the organism in Eukaryota, Fungi, Ascomycota, Saccharomycetes, Saccharomycetales, Saccharomycetaceae. The coding region runs from base 1 to 1938 and encodes 645 amino acids.
AUGAGCACGGCGGAAUUGGAGCUGCGGAGGACGCUGGCCGACGUGCUGGACGACGAGCUCCGGAUGCCAGACCACUGGAAUGCCUCAAGCCACGCGAACAAGUCGUUCGAGGACCUGCUGAUCUUGCCACAGGAGCACCAGGAGUACCCGCUGUCGAGCCCAAUGUUCAAACACUACGCGGGGACGUACCCGUUGGGGGCGGGGACGGUGGCCACAGGGUCACUGAACUCGGCCAUGCCGUCGCACCUGCUGGCCAGCCACGCGCCGAUGAUAGACGAUACACAUGCGGGCUACGUGGUUGCGGACGGCGCGGCGGCCGCGACUGCGAACAUUUUCAACAAGUACGCGGACCCCACACUGACGACCACGCACGCGAAUGGCGAGUCUGCUGCGUCGCUGCAACAGCCGCAGGGCUCGGCCAAUGCGCCGCCACUGCAGCAAAACGUGCACUCGGUGUCCGGGCAGCAGCAGACAGUGCCGCAUGCAGGCGUUGCUAAGACGCUCGGCUCUGGUUGCAUGCUCACUCCGAUUCAGCCUACAAUAUCGCUGCAUAGCGUGAUGGACGCAGGGAGCUCUUACAUGCCCCGGUUGAGUUCAGCGUGCACGCCGGUGCUGCCUAACUUGCCUAGCUCGGCAACGGCAACGGCAAACUCGGCACAGUCGGCAGCAACAGCCACUAGCUAUAACCAGAUUUCGCCAAGCAAGUACAACCUCAUUGAUGAUCACCAGACCCGUAUUGCAGAACAGCGGGAACUUGAACUGCUAGAUGAUGAAGACUAUAUCAGAGACUACUAUAUGGAGGAGAAUGGCCAUAAGAUGAAUUACUUUUGGCCUCUGCAAGAUAAUAUUAGUAAUUCCCAGGUACACAUGCACGACCCGAUGCAGCAGCUUUUUGACCAAGAUUUCGACGAUGACCUCAGCGACGACGACGACGACGAUUCCAACUCCUUGGAGCUCCUAGGCGAAGAUUACGACGAUGAGGAUCGUGACAACGAUGACUCGCAAAUAUUCGACCGCACCCGGAAAUUAAACUUCAACCCGUCCGUGUCGUCGUACCUGCGUCCGCUUCUUAACUCCGAAUCUUUUGUUGACACAGAGAUAGUAGCCGAUGAAACAAACGGUGACGAGUUCAAUUACUGUGGGGAUGACGACGACAACGAGUCUUCCGUCUUUGACGAUGAUACCUUGUUUGAGGGAAAGGGCGCCCGGAAGCCCAGUGUUGUUUGCGCCGAGAAAUUAUCGCGGGAGCAGACCGCCUUCGACGCGAAGUUUCUAACUCCGUCGCCUGGGGCCGAUUUCGCUGGAAAGUCGCAAUCGCCGGUGGUUGUGUCUGUUCCAAUUCCUGUUAAGAAAUCCUCCAAGGGACCCAACACUGCCAAGGCUGAACAGGCAGGGCUCAUUUCCCCAGUGCACAACUCAUCUACCAAGCUCAUAAAACGUCUAGCCGCUAAUCGGCGCAAAUCUGCGGCUGCUGGCGCGGCUCCUCAUGUCAGUAAAAAGGCGUCUACACCAUCAGGCGGCACAUCCUCCACCUCUAAUGGCUCGUCGAAUACUUCGAUGACGGCAUCAGCCAGUCCAAUGGUCCACCAUUCGCAUUCCGGUUACCACGAGAGUAAUUGCCACAGUAGCUCCUCGAAUGAUAUAAACGAAGAACAUACAUGCCAGUUGAUUAAUUCAAUUACUAAACAACCGUGUUUGAAGAAAUUUUCCAGACCUUACGAUCUGAUCAGGCAUCAAAAAACCAUUCAUGCAACCAAAAAAAAGAUAUUUCGCUGUCUCAUCUGUAUCCAAGAGCACGGUACGGAGGGCUAUCAGCGUACCUUUUCGCGUGGUGACGCAUUGAGCCGGCAUGUCAAGGUCAAGCACGAAUUAGUUGGUGAAGAAGCUCAGAAAGUCAUUCAAUUUGCUAAGGAGAACGUUGAAUACGUGGAAGCAUAA